UCUUCUUUCUUCAUCGUCAUCAUCUCUCUUCUUCUACGAAAGAACAAUCGUAAAACAAACGCGUCGUGAUCUUUUCCCCAAAUUCAAAUAAAACCCCAAUCCUCUGUUUUGGGAAUUCGAUCUGAAUCGAUUUCAACAUGGGUAACACAGACAAGCUGAUGAAUCAGAUAUUCGACCUGAAGUUCACGUCGAAGUCUCUGCAGAGGCAGUCAAGGAAGUGCGAGAAGGAAGAGAAGGCGGAGAAACUCAAGGUGAAGAAGGCGAUCGAGAAGGGGAACAUGGAUGGUGCUCGGAUCUACGCCGAGAACGCCAUUCGCAAACGCAGCGAGCAGAUGAACUACCUCCGCCUCGCUUCUCGCCUCGACGCCGUUGUUGCUCGCUUAGACACUCAGGCCAAGAUGGCAACCAUCACCAAAUCCAUGACUAACAUCGUUAAAUCCCUCGAGUCUUCCCUUGCCACAGGCAAUCUACAGAAGAUGUCAGAGACUAUGGAUUCAUUUGAGAAGCAGUUUGUGAACAUGGAGGUUCAAGCUGAGUUCAUGGAGAACGCCAUGGCUGGUUCUACAUCAUUGUCUACUCCAGAAGGCGACGUCAACAACCUGAUGCAGCAGGUAGCAGAUGAUUACGGUCUUGAAGUCUCUGUUGGAUUACCGCAGGCUGCUGGUCAUGCCAUCCCUACUUCGACAGAGGAGAAAGUUGAUGAGGAUGAUUUGUCAAGGAGGCUUGCAGAGCUCAAGGCCAGAGGUUGAACCAUAUGCUUGGACCAUCUGCCACUUAGGACACAGAUCCUUAUCGAAAUAUUACAGCUAUUAUCUGCGAACAUUGACGCAUUUGUUUAUAUUGCUCACUUUGAGACAUGCUUUGUUUACUAACUUUAUAUAAAACCUUCGUGUGUGCUUUCUUUUUACCAUUUCAAUGAUAUGAUUUCGAUA
This is a messenger RNA of Brassica oleracea var. oleracea, 932 nucleotides long. Its product is annotated as ESCRT-related protein CHMP1B-like. The transcript has 2 exons. NCBI's taxonomy places the organism in Eukaryota, Viridiplantae, Streptophyta, Magnoliopsida, Brassicales, Brassicaceae. The coding region runs from base 138 to 749 and encodes 203 amino acids. The record is from RefSeq and is a predicted model, not a curated record. Gene Ontology annotation, biological process: late endosome to vacuole transport; protein transport; endosome transport via multivesicular body sorting pathway. Gene Ontology annotation, cellular component: ESCRT III complex; multivesicular body.